AUGUCCAGAUCCGACUCCUUAGUUUUGCUGAGUUACUUACGGGAUAAAUCACGUUUUAUACAUAUCAAACUUUUGCAGAUUCCCUUUAAUUCCUAUAACUAUCUUGUUGUUUGUUCCUUCUUCAUAUUUCCCUGUUCUCGAUUCCUCUACUUUAUCAUCUGCCUGUCCGACAUCAAGUUGAUCAUCCCAAAGCAGCGGGGCGAGUUGCUGGGCGUUGUUAUUGUUGAGUCUGGCUGGGGCAGCCUCCUACCCACUGCCGUGGUGGCCAACAUGCAGCCUGCCGGGCCGGCAGCUCGUUGUGGUCAGUUGAACAUCGGCAAUCAGAUCAUCUCAGUCAACGGACACAGUCUGGUCGGUCUGCCUCUCUCCUCCUGCCAACAACUCAUCAAGGUUGGUCCCACCCUUUAG
This is a messenger RNA of Protopolystoma xenopodis, 408 nucleotides long. The record is from the annotation of a GenBank genome assembly. NCBI's taxonomy places the organism in Eukaryota, Metazoa, Platyhelminthes, Monogenea, Polystomatidea, Polystomatidae.